This is a messenger RNA of Rotaria sp. Silwood1, 768 nucleotides long. The record is from the annotation of a GenBank genome assembly. NCBI's taxonomy places the organism in Eukaryota, Metazoa, Rotifera, Eurotatoria, Philodinida, Philodinidae.
AUGACAACACAAGUCAAAGAACUGAUUGAAACAAAGUCGAUUACUGUCUUCGAUGACUUGUCAUCAGAAUUGAUAUUGUGCAUUUUUGAAUACCUUUCUGCAGUUGAUCGCUAUAAAUCUUUUUUCGGCUGUAAUACGCGUCUCGGUCACCUUGUUAAACGAUGGACGUCAUAUAGUCGAAAACAACUUGAUGCUGAUAUAGAACGAUUCUCGACACUUCAUAGCUGGUACAAGCAUUUAGCAUUCAAAGAUGGUGGCACUGAAUUUAUUAUAUUUCCUCAGAAAGGCGAACAACCUCGUAACAGCAUUGACCCAUCUAUAACAGAUACUGCCGGUUUACACUGGUUCUUUCUUAGGAUUUGCGAUCAGUCAAUAAUAACUGAUGAACGUAUUCGUAAAAUUCUUGUUCGCCACUCAUUUCAACUUAACCCAUUCUUCUAUCAUGAUGAAAUGAAUUGUUGGUCCAAUUCAAAGCUCAAUGGCAAACGAACAUUACGUACUUUUUACGGUGGUCACAUAAUUAUUAUGGAUCGAAAUCAGAAAGAUUUUGAAUCAUGGAUCAGAAGUAAUUAUCCUGAACAUGCUGAUCGGAUAUUAGGCAACUCCUCUUACUCACAUCAUAAUAUUGAUGAAGCAUGUGCGCCCAUCUUCGAAUCCGAAUGGUUGAAAGCAGUGCAAGUUAUUCGAGAUUCAGCUCGUCAAGUCUGGGAGGAACUGAAACAGCUUGAAGAUGUCAAUCCAUUUGAAAUUCGAAAGGUGCAUUAUUAG